UAAACGUAUUUGAAACUUGAAAAAAGCUUUGUCCUUAUGAGUUUAAGAUAUUUAGUCAGUUGCUGCAAGGCUGCAAUAGUCUUAAUCACAGUUAUCUAAACUUUAUUCCUAAACUCUCGAGCAGGGCAGUCUGAAAUGAAAAGCCAUUUGUUGCUGUGUUGAAUAAACAAAAGGGGGAUUGUUUUCUUUAACCCUGAACCCCUGCUGCUUCUGUUUACAUGGCCUGAACAGUUUUCGUUUCAAGUCCAGGUGCCAAAUACUUUAUCUCCCACAUGAAAGAUGAUUGAUGCAAUGAUAGCUGCUCCAAAGUGCCUUGACCCCCUUAAAACCUCCAAAGCCUAAGCUGCUUAAGCAGUUAAUUAAGUUGAAGUGGGACUGUACUGCAAACAAAGUCAGGAGAAUUCCCAGCCCAGGUGAGAACUUGAUUCUUGGAGAUUCCCUUUGAAGUGCAGCCCCCCUCUGAAACUCGAUUAACCCUUUGGCUUUGAAUCCCUCUGGUGUUUAUCAGGCUUAUCCAGUGGUGUUUUGUAAGGAAUAUACAAGCCCAAGCAAGGCUGGGCAUAAAUAUCAGGGCUUCCUCGGCUGAGUAGCAUUCAGGAGCUUUGCAUUAAGAGUGCAGCAUCACUGGAACAUGAGGAGCCUAGCAGUGAAGAUGCUGUCCCCCUGCCUUGUCAUUGCACUUUCCUUCAGCCUUGCCUUUGCUGGGGUGCUCAACAGGCAAGGAGACCGGAGGAAUCUCUUCACUGACAGAGGCUGCUGUAAGAGACACAGCCACUUCAUUUAUGUGGGCCAAGAUAUCUCUGGCAGUCCUGUGAGUGUGGAUGUCGGGGUGUGCAGGUCACACUGCGGGGGCUCGCAGAGGAACCACGCCCCCUAUGGGUCAGGAUACUCCAAACACAUGUCUAUGCUGGACUUCCUCAGAACCAAGAAGCUGCGUGAACGCCCUGCCCCUGAGCUGUCAGCGGCUGCCGGUCUGGAGCCGUCCUGCCCGGCGGGGUCUGUGUGCGAGCCGACCGUAGUGCGAGUGGAGCGCGUCCUGCUGUUCGAGGGGCUGCGGGAGGUGGAGGUGAUUGACGAGUGCCGUUGCGAGGCAAGUCCCGGGCAGUGCGUACGCAUGCCAGCUCUCAAGACCUUCUUCUUUGAGACACCCUAUGAAACCGUCAUCGACACGGGCAAGUGCUCUAGCCCGGCCGUAACCACAGACGGCUUCUCGUGUGUCCCCACAAAGUUCCAGUCCGUGCUGGUGGAAAGCCCUAACAAGGUGGAGCUGGUGCAGGCAGUGGAGACGUGUGAGCUGAAGGAGAGGUGCUACAGGGUGCCCUAUCUGGAGUAUUACUACGAGACUGUCUACAGCUCCAGCGGAGUCAAGGAAGAGAAGCUCAAGGAAAUUGACGUGGGCAGAUGUCUGGGAGCCUGUUCCCCAGGAAAUCGCUGCCUGCUCAGGGAUUCCCGUCACAGUGAUCAGUGUCUGGUAUGGGCGGAGGGGUCUUCCAGCUCCUGCUCGCCCCAAGAAUACAAGAGCUUCACUUUCCGCAGUCGGAACGGCAUCAUCCGCACCGUGCUGGCCAUCAGCUCCUGCAAGUGCCAGUCAUGAAACCCCCCACCCGCUCGAGGUCAGAGCACAGCCUUCACCGGGACUCCCGCAGCAGCCACGCAAGCACAUAGACAGCAACCAGAGAAGAAACUUCCGUUGCGCAAUUCUAAAGACUUUUAACAACCACGCACACGACAGUUGCCUUAUAUGCAUGUGAUGUGUGGGAAUGUAUAGAGGGGUUCAUCUUCGACACGCUGUAGGAGUCAUGAUUGCAGAACAGGCUUUUUUUUUUUCAUUGAUAGUCAAGGCGAACUGGAUCAGCGUUGAUGAAUGCAUGGAUUGUUGUAUGCAGUGUGCAGGUGAUUCAUCGAAACGGGUUUGCGUGUUACUCACACUUAUAUAUGUCAAGGAGGAGCAGAAAACCGCAACUUGACGUAUUGCAUGUGCAAGAAACGCUACAAUUGUCUUUUUGAAUAAGGUGCACGUUUAUGUUCUGCCCACCAGGUGGUGGUGUGCUGCAGUUGAGAUCAAGGCAGUUAAUUAUGGAAUUAGGUGCUGUACCCGUCUGUUAAAAUAUGAUCAGCCAUUCGGUAAA
Messenger RNA from Polyodon spathula (Mississippi paddlefish), 2129 nucleotides. RefSeq lists its product as uncharacterized. NCBI's taxonomy places the organism in Eukaryota, Metazoa, Chordata, Actinopteri, Acipenseriformes, Polyodontidae. The coding region runs from base 632 to 1594 and encodes 320 amino acids. The record is from RefSeq and is a predicted model, not a curated record. The transcript is spliced from 7 exons.